Molecule: messenger RNA, 1517 nt
Organism: Panicum hallii
Lineage: Eukaryota; Viridiplantae; Streptophyta; Magnoliopsida; Poales; Poaceae
Product: chloroplast processing peptidase-like
Exons: 6
Coding region: 137-1054 (305 amino acids)
Biological process (GO): thylakoid membrane organization
Cellular component (GO): chloroplast thylakoid membrane
Molecular function (GO): serine-type endopeptidase activity
Source: RefSeq, a predicted model, not a curated record
CGCCACUAGCUUAUCCUCCCCUCCCUCGUCCCACAGUCCAUCCCCAACCCAAGUCAGCGGCUGACGCGGACGCCGGCGAGCCGCGCGGCCGGAGGACCCUCGCCUCCUGCCCUGUCUACCGCCGGCCUCCGUAGCCAUGUCCUCCGUCCACUUCUUCCCCGCAUCCUCCCAGACCCCGGUCCCGGCCCGCCUCCUCAAGCCCUCCCCGAAGCCGCCCUUCCCCUGCCCCCGCGCCCUGUCCAGCGCCGCCUUCCACCACGGCGGCGGCAAUGCACACGCGCGGCGCCGCCCGCACCUCCGUCUGCGGCGGGGGGUCCGGGCCCCCGCGGCUCCCGCCGAAGCGCCGCCCGUGGGCCCCGACGGCGGGAGCGGGGGCGGCGGUGCGGGGGGAGGCGGCGGCGGGGAGGACGAGGAGGAGGAGGGGGAGAGGAAGGAGAAGGGCCUGCUGCCCGAGUGGAUGAACGUGACUACGGAGGACGCCAAGACGGUGCUGGCCGCGGUGGCCAUCUCGCUCGCAUUCCGCUCCUUCGUUGCCGAGCCGCGCUUCAUCCCCUCGCUCUCCAUGUUCCCCACCUUCGACGUCGGCGACCGCAUCGUUGCCGAGAAGGUUACUUACUACUUCAGAAAGCCAUGUGUAAAUGACAUAGUAAUUUUCAAAAGCCCGCCAGUGCUACAGGAGGUCGGAUAUACUGAUAAUGAUGUUUUCAUCAAAAGAGUAGUUGCGAAGGGGGGCGAUGUUGUUGAGGUUCAUGAAGGAAAACUUGUUGUGAAUGGUGAGGCUAGAAAGGAAGAAUUUAUUCUUGAGCCACCUUCUUAUGACAUGAAUCCAGUGCAAGUACCUGAAAACUCGGUUUUUGUAAUGGGAGAUAACCGAAACAACAGUUAUGAUUCCCAUGUGUGGGGCCCGCUUCCAGCAAAGAACAUAUUGGGGAGAUCGGUUUUCCGGUAUUGGCCCCCUGGUCGCAUAGGUGGUACAGCCAAGGGUUGCCUCAACCCUGAACUGAACCCUGAAACAAAGCCAGGAUCACUUAUUGAUGUCAAAUUGACCAAGUAGAAGUUGAUCGAUUAGUUAUUGUAGUGUGAAACUAGAGCUUCACAUGAGCGCCUUUAGAUUAUUCCUCCUUUUGUAGAAUCUCAUAGAGGAAUAAUUUAUUGUGGCAUCUAGCUCUACUAGAAAUCAGAGAGGGGAGCACAUUUCGUUCUCCCUGCGAUUGGGGUUGAAGGGCGAAAGGCACGGAAGCCGUUUUGUCUCAAGGUUUCAGUUACCUUUUUGCCUUGUUGUAUACUCCUUAGGGAAACUUGAUAUUCAUCUUCCGUCAAUUGGAAGGUGGUUGACCUAAUCAAGCUGGAAAAUAUGAUUUCAUUGCUGAAAUCUAGAUCCUGGAGCAUUAUGUAAUGUAAUCCUUGUGCAUCAUGGCAUGCAUGUCGAUCUUGUAAACGGAGAACACGUGUAUAUGUGCACACGCCAUUGAUUCGUCUGUAAAUGUUCAGACUAUACAUUUGAGUUUGUAGCCUCA